AUGCUUGUUGAAACAGCCCCCGACUUCUACAGUGCUCGUCAAGCUUUACGCGCCCAAACUGCCAAACUAGUCAGCGCAAGGCCCACGUGGGGUGCCACGAGCGAGUUGAUCAUUCGCAACACAUACAUCGUCUUCAACAGUGACCGACAGCCCGUGUUGCGCUACGAGAUUGAUGCAAUAUUUCCUGAGGACGGAGAUGUAAAUAAUAUGGGGAAUCACGCUAGUGCAAUGCCUGCUCCGCCUGUACACUACGGCAUAUAUGCUCACUUCAAGUGUGAUACCGUAGACGGAGUAGAGCAUUUCUACAUUGGUGGUAUCCAGAGCCUAGGUGAAGCCGUUUCGGCGAUGAAGCAGGCAGUAAAAGCAGCUUUACCUCAUCAUCAUGGAGUCAACAUGUUUGAUAAGAGAAUUGAGCUAUCAGGUCAGAAGGGUCAGGUGCAACAACGCUACACCAUCGAAGAGGGUACGAGGGACGAGAAUGGUAAUUUCCUUCGAAAAGCGGGUUCGGACACAGAGCAAGCUUUUGUCGCAUCAGCCAGGCCUGGAGAAAGCGGCUCUAGAAACCCUGUCCUCCGACUGUCUAGUCCUGAGGAGCUCGAAAAGCCAAUCCAACAGCAUUUCCAAUCAUUUUUGUCCGAAGUCAAACUUCAAGUUCAAGCUCCAUAUACAUCUUCGACUCCAGUCCCCCAGACAAUGCACCAACAGGCUCAGGCGCUACAGCCAGAAGCUGACCAAGACCAACAAGAAGAAAAUUAUUGCAUCUGUCGUCUCCCGGACGAUAGGAGUUUCAUGGUCGCGUGUGGGAAUGAGCAGUGCCCGAUAGAAUGGUACCAUGGUAGAUGCGUAAACAUCCAACCGUUGGACGUGAUUGACAAGGAAUGGUAUCGCGAAAGUUGUAGAUAUGGGCAGCAGAACAACAUGGGAAGGGGAAAGGGCAGGACUCCGGCAAAGAAUCCUCCGAAGAGGAGUGGUGGCGGAGGGCGUACCAAGACAAAGAGCAAAAAGUGUGAAUCUGGCUCGGGGAUGGUUCCGGGUUGA
This is a messenger RNA of Pyrenophora tritici-repentis Pt-1C-BFP, 1038 nucleotides long. RefSeq names its product TNG2, Chromatin remodeling protein, contains PhD zinc finger. Gene Ontology annotation, biological process: regulation of DNA-templated transcription. The record is from RefSeq and is a predicted model, not a curated record. Lineage: Eukaryota; Fungi; Ascomycota; Dothideomycetes; Pleosporales; Pleosporaceae.